AUGAAAAAGUUUAACAAAGCGAUUGUUGAAGCAAAGGUAUCGGUGCGAGAAAAGUUUGGUCAGAGAGAUCCUUUGACAGAGUUGCCCGACUUUAGAAUCAAGAACAAGUCAUUGACAGAUAUCAAGACAAGUUUAAAAGAGAUUGUAGCUCGACUACAAAAACAAUCAAAGGAUCACCAACAAUUCAUCAAUGACAAUAGUUCAAUGGCAGACUACUUUACAGAGCUUGGUAAUGUGUUGAUGCAAGAUUCAGAGACACUCAUGCAAUCCUCUACUAUCCUCGGACCUUCAUUUACCAUCAUUGGAGAUAUGUUAAAUCAAUUGGAAGUAUCUCGUUCAAGAUUGGACAUAUCAAAUAAUAAUACAUUGAUAAAUCCAUGGCAAGAUUUUAUGAAGAAUGAAUUAAAGGAAUCGACAAUGGUCAAGUCGAGAUAUGAUAAAUCGAGAGUGACUUUUGACGCUGCAUCAGAGAGUUACAAGGCAAUGAGAAAGAAACCAAAUAUAUCGGCCGAGAGACUACAAGACGCAGAGAAUGAUUUGCAUAUUGCUACGCAAGAGUUUUCCGACGUGGCAGUUGACUCGCUCAACAUAUUGGAGGAUAUUAUCGACAAGAAUACAAUCGACAGUAUCGACCAUAUCUACGACUAUGUCAAGGGUCACCAAGAGUAUUUCCAAAAGUCAUUGGACAUUAUAAACUCUGUCUUGCCCAACUUGGAGCGACAAAAACAGUCGACUGCCAAACUAAGACAACAAGUUGUGGAGAAGAAAAAGAAGCGUGGCGAAGAGAUACUAUUCAACAGUUCGCCGUCAGCCGAACGUAUUGCUCAGUAUGAAGCGGACGCUCGAUGCGUACCGGGAUCCGCGCAACCCAACGUGGCACGAUUCAGCGUGGGUAGUGCCAAAAAGAUGUUUGGAAUGAGUUUGGAAAAGUUGGCGACACGUGACGGUGUUGCUAUCCCCACCAUCAUCCUCCACGCAAUCAAGUAUCUUAUGGACGACAAGGUGUUGGCUGUUGAAGGCAUAUUUAGAGUGUCGGCCAACCAAAGAGAGUUGAACGAGUUCAAGACGGCCGCCAACAACGGCUCACUCGACUCAUUUGACGAGGUGGACGACCCACACAUUGUCACCAACUUUUUAAAGUCGUUCCUUCGAGAGCUGCCAACUCCACUGCUCACCUACGAGCUAUUUGCUCCGCUUUGUCAAUGUGUCAUCUUUAACCACAAGGCUGGCUCCUCCGAAGAGGAGGAAACGGCCAAUAUCCAAGCCACGGCCGUCAAGCUAAAGGCUAUUCUCUCGACACUCCCCAACACUAAUCUCCAAAUAUUUAAACUACUCAUCAAACUACUCUACAAAAUUGCUCAACGUUCAAAGGAAAAUAGAAUGACAACUAGUAAUCUAUCAGUUGUCUUGGCUCCCAAUAUACUCUAUCCUCAAAAGUUGGAUAUGGGGUCAAUAUCAAACUCAAAUGGAACUGUCGACUUUAUGAUCAAAAAUUAUAAAUUAUUAUUCAAUGAUGAUGAAAUUCAAAUUGUUAUUCCAGUACUCUCAUCAAUAUCAGUAUCAUCAUCACCACCUCAACCAGUUUCCCAAGCUCCCACACCAAUAACACCUAGACCAAUAUCUGUUAUUUUGUCCAACAAUACACCUGGAUCAAGACAAUCUGUACUUCCACCAUCAUUACCAAACAAACCAGUUGUAUUAAAUUUUAAUUCUCCAUCAUCUCCUUCUUCAAGUAAUAAUAAUAAUAAUAAUACAAAGACUAAUAGAUUGUCAAAUUCAACAUCAAAAUUAACACCAAUGACCACAAACAAUAUUAAUAGUAAUAAUAAUAAUAGUAAUAGUCCAACAACACCUGUAGUACCAAAGAGACUUUCCAACUCUGGAUCUCAAAUUCCUCCACCUGCAAUAUCAUCAUCGCCAUCACCAACUUCACCACCAUCACCACCAUCAAAUGAACCAUUUAGUAAACCACCCAAAAAUAUAUCAAAUCGAAUGUCAAUGUUGAUAACAUCCUACAAUCAACAACCACCACCUUUACCAGCCAAACCAAGAUCAACUGUCAUGUUUACUUCUCCACCACUACAACAACAACCACAACAACAACAACAACAACAACAACAACAACAACAACCUUACCAACUACCAUUACCUUUAAACAAACCACCAACACCUAAAUCAUUAAAAUCAUCUUCUGAUGUUCCACCUCCAUUAUCACCACUUGAACCGUCAUCCACAUCCUCAUCCUCAUCAUCAUCAUUUAUGAAACCAUUACCAACCAGUCCACCUCCUUCUCUAAUGUCAAAUAAUGAUUUACCAUUACCACCAUCUGGAUCAUUCAGAGGUAAAUCAAGACCAUCAGCAAUGAUACUUCCUAAACCAAGUAGUUCCAAUGGAAAUGGUAAAUAUAAUUUAUUGGAUGAUUUUGAAGGUGGCAUGAUCUUGGACAAUCCAAAUCAUUCCAAUGAUGAAGACGAUUUUUGGGGUUAA
Cavenderia fasciculata is the source of this 2487-nucleotide messenger RNA. RefSeq names its product RhoGAP domain-containing protein (gene gacR). The transcript is spliced from 2 exons. Bases 1 to 2487 code for a protein of 828 amino acids. NCBI's taxonomy places the organism in Eukaryota, Evosea, Eumycetozoa, Acytosteliales, Cavenderiaceae. The record is from RefSeq and is a predicted model, not a curated record. Gene Ontology annotation, biological process: small GTPase-mediated signal transduction. Gene Ontology annotation, molecular function: GTPase activator activity; protein binding. Gene Ontology annotation, cellular component: cytoplasm.